GACUGAUUCCAACUCCAUUAACUAAUACAGAGAGAAAAAAAAACACAUUCUCCAAACCAAUCUCUCCUUUCUUCAAACUCUCCAUAUAUUCACACAUUCAUAUCUCUCUCUCUCUCUCUCACCUCUUCUUCUUCUUCUCUCUAUGAGAUUAACCGAGAUAAAACCAGAAAAAGAGAGAGAAGCCAUGAGAAACAGCAUAAGAUGCUGCAUAUCUUGCAUCCUUCCAUGUGGAGCACUCGACGUAAUCCGCAUAGUACACUGUAACGGUAGAGUUGAAGAAAUCAGUGGCACUAUCAAAGCAAGUGAAAUCAUGAAAGCGUAUCCAAAACACGUCCUCAAGAAACCUUCUUCUUCUUCCUCACAAGACGCUGUUGUUCCUAAGAUCGUUGUUGUUCCUCCCGAUGCUGAGCUUCAGCGCGGCAAGAUUUACUUCCUCAUGCCUCUCCCUUCGCCUCCGCCGGAGAAAAACAGCCACCGCAGUGUGAAAAACUCUUCCAAUGGAAGAAAGAAAAGAAAGGAAGAUAACACUAACAGUAACAGCAACAGCAACAGUAACAACAACAAUAGUACUAUCACUACCAACAACAACAUUGGUAACAGUGCUUUGGUUGUGUCUUCUGAUCAGUACUUGACUGAGAUUUUGUCUGAGAAACUUUCUUGUCAGAGAGACAAAAGAAGAGGACGUGUUGCUGUGUGGAGACCUCACUUGGAGAGUAUUUCUGAGUCGCCGAAUCAUCUAUAACGGGUGUGUUCAUAGUUGAGGUGCACAUGGAAGGGUAAAAACAAUUGAGAGAAGAAAAUGGUCUUAAUUAAUUCUGUUUGUUUGGUUGUGGUAAAUCAGUUUUGGAUCAUAAUAGAAUGUGAUUGAGACAUGAUCCAU
Molecule: messenger RNA, 880 nt
Organism: Lathyrus oleraceus (garden pea)
Lineage: Eukaryota; Viridiplantae; Streptophyta; Magnoliopsida; Fabales; Fabaceae
Exons: 2
Coding region: 143-742 (199 amino acids)
Source: RefSeq, a predicted model, not a curated record